Sparassis crispa is the source of this 546-nucleotide messenger RNA. RefSeq lists its product as hypothetical. Gene Ontology annotation, cellular component: fungal-type vacuole membrane. The record is from RefSeq and is a predicted model, not a curated record. Gene Ontology annotation, biological process: basic amino acid transport; transmembrane transport. The coding region runs from base 1 to 546 and encodes 181 amino acids. Gene Ontology annotation, molecular function: basic amino acid transmembrane transporter activity. The transcript is spliced from 6 exons. NCBI's taxonomy places the organism in Eukaryota, Fungi, Basidiomycota, Agaricomycetes, Polyporales, Sparassidaceae.
AUGACCUUUCGCUCCGACUCAGAGCGCGAGCCGCUUCUCCAGGCCUCUGUAGUGCAACCUGGGGCAGCAGAGGAGACGAAUGAGGACCUGAAGGAAGCAACGAAGGUGGGACCGCUGGAAAUAUCGCGUUCGACGCGCUAUGGGAUUCUGGCGGGAAUAUGGACAGCGACCUUUCUCUCCUCCUUGAAUACCACCCUUGUCGCGACGCUGCUUCCAUCUAUAUCAUCAGAAUUCAGCAAGUCGCACCAGGCCAGUUGGCUCGGCACCGCAUACCUCCUCGCGACAUGCACCUUCACACCCCUCUAUGGCCGCCUGUGUAACGUUCUGGGUCGUCGAGGUGCUAACCAGACAGCAGUGUUCUUCGCUGCCCUCGGUACUGCAGCGUGCGGGAUCUCGGGCGAUAUGGAAGUGCUCAUCGCUGCACGAUUUGUGCGCCCGAGUCACAUAUUACUGUCAUUUGGGCUGAAUGCUGAUUUUGAUGUACACUUAGCUUGCAGGCUUGGGUGGCGGGGGUAUCUUCACCACUGCAACAAUAAUCACGAGUGA